GGGUGGGGGAGGGAGGCUCCUGUGGCAGAACGGGCUGCUGGGCCGAAGAGAGCCUCGCCCCGGGGACCUCCCAGGUGGCCGCUACAGCCUCCUCUCUAGGACACCGCAGUUGCCAUGGGAACAGUUGUGCAUUAACGGGGAUCAGACUAACCACCACCCCUGCUGGAGCCCAUCCCAUCUCUUUAGUCAAACGCCUCUCACAGGCGUGGGCCUGGCAUUUCUUCCUGGCUCAAGAUUUUACCCCAUGGUUCAGGAUUCCCCCUACUUUUCCCACUUAUCUGACCUUUCCGCGUUAUAAGAAAGCACGCAAGGCUUGAAAGGGUGAGGGAGAAAGAAAGAGGGAAUACCUAGAGGUCAAAGCUGCAGACGCAGGCAUGAGAUGCCAACUGUGAUGCUAAGGUAGCCUCUGCCAUCUCAGGCCAGUGAAAGGGCGGAUUGGAAGGCCGGGCCGUGUGAAGUGGGAAGCAAGUGCCACACUUGAGCCCAAGACUGCUUAAAAGACUGUCCCAAGGGGCUUCUUAUCAUGAUGGCUGUGGAAGGGUCAACCAUUACCAGCCGGAUCAAGAACCUGCUGCGAUCCCCAUCAAUCAAACUGCGAAGGAGUAAGGCAGGAAACCGUCGAGAGGACCUCAGCUCUAAGGUAACCUUGGAGAAGGUGCUGGGAAUCACUGUUUCUGGAGGCAGAGGACUUGCCUGUGACCCCCGAUCAGGUUUAGUUGCCUAUCCUGCUGGGUGUGUGGUCGUGCUGUUUAAUCCCCGGAAACACAAACAGCACCACAUCCUCAAUAGUUCCAGGAAGACCAUCACUGCCGUGGCCUUCUCCCCAGAUGGCAAGUACUUGGUCACGGGAGAGAGUGGUCACAUGCCUGCUGUGCGGGUGUGGGACGUGGCUGAGCAUAGCCAGGUGGCAGAGCUACAAGAGCACAAGUACGGUGUGGCUUGUGUGGCCUUCUCCCCCAGUGCCAAGUACAUUGUCUCCGUGGGCUACCAGCACGAUAUGAUCGUCAAUGUGUGGGCCUGGAAGAAAAACAUUGUGGUGGCCUCCAACAAGGUGUCCAGUCGGGUGACAGCAGUGUCUUUUUCUGAAGAUUGCAGCUACUUUGUCACUGCAGGAAACCGGCACAUCAAAUUCUGGUACCUCAAUGACAGCAAGACCUCAAAGGUGAAUGCCACCGUGCCCCUGCUGGGCCGCUCAGGGCUGCUGGGGGAGCUGCGGAACAACCUGUUCACCGAUGUGGCCUGUGGCCGAGGGAAGAAGGCUGACAGCACCUUCUGCAUCACGUCCUCUGGGCUGCUGUGCGAGUUCAGUGACCGCAGGCUUUUGGACAAAUGGGUGGAGCUGAGAACCACAGUGGCGCACUGCAUCUCUGUGAGCCAGGACUACAUCUUCUGUGGCUGUGCUGACGGCACCGUGCGCCUCUUCAAUCCCUCUAACCUCCACUUCCUCAGCACCCUUCCCAGACCUCACGCCCUAGGGAUGGACAUCGCCAGCAUUACCGAGGCCAGUUGCCUCUUCUCUGGAGGGACCAAUGCCAGGUAUCCAGACACCAUUGCCUUGACCUUUGAUCCCACUAAUCAGUGGCUGUCCUGUGUGUACAAUGACCACAGCAUCUAUGUUUGGGAUGUGAGGGACCCCAAGAAAGUGGGCAAGGUGUAUUCAGCUCUCUAUCAUUCCUCCUGCGUCUGGAGUGUGGAGGUCUACCCUGAGGUGAAGGACAAUAACCAGGCCUGCCUGCCUCCCAGUUCUUUCAUAACCUGUUCCUCAGACAACACCAUCCGCCUAUGGAACACAGAGAGCUCUGGGAUACAUGGCUCCACCCUGCACCGGAACAUCCUCAGCAAUGAUCUCAUUAAGAUUAUCUACGUGGAUGGGAACACUCAGGCCCUUCUGGACACUGAGCUGCUGGGAGGAGACAAAGCUGAUGGGUCCCUGCUGGAUCCUCGUGUGGGCAUCCGCUCUCUGUGUAUCAGCCCCAAUGGGCAGCAUCUAGCAUCAGGAGACCGGAUGGGCACACUUAGGGUACAUGAACUACAGUCCCUGAGUGAGAUGCUGAAGGUGGAGGCCCAUGACUCAGAGAUCCUAUGCUUGGAGUACUCUAAGCCAGACACAGGUCUGAAGCUGUUGGCAUCAGCAAGCCGGGAUCGGCUAAUCCACGUGCUGGAUGCUGGGCGGGAGUACAGCCUGCAGCAGACUCUAGAUGAACAUUCAUCCUCCAUCACUGCAGUCAAGUUUGCAGCCAGCGAUGGGCAAGUGCGCAUGAUCAGCUGUGGAGCAGACAAGAGCAUCUACUUCCGCACUGCACAGAAGUGUGGAGAUGGAGUACAGUUUACUCGGACACACCACGUGGUGCGGAAGACAACCCUCUAUGACAUGGAUGUGGAGCCCAGCUGGAAGUACACGGCCAUCGGCUGUCAGGACCGGAAUAUCCGGAUCUUUAACAUCAGUAGUGGGAAGCAGAAAAAGCUGUUUAAAGGAUCACAGGGGGAGGAUGGCACUCUCAUUAAGGUGCAGACAGACCCCUCAGGGACCUACAUUGCCACCAGCUGCUCCGACAAGAACCUUUCCAUUUUUGACUUCUCCUCAGGCGAGUGCGUAGCCACCAUGUUUGGCCACUCAGAGAUUGUCACUGGCAUGAAAUUCAGUAAUGACUGCAAACACCUCAUCUCUGUGUCAGGGGACAGCUGCAUCUUUGUGUGGCGCCUGAGCUCUGAGAUGACCAUCAGCAUGAGGCAGCGUCUAGCUGAGCUGCGCCAGUGUCAGCGAGGGGGCAAGCAGCAAGACCCAGCCUCUCCUCAGAGGCCUUCUGGACCCAGCCGGCCCCAGGCCCCAGUGGUGCUUUCUUCUGGACCAGCUCUCUCCUCAGACAGUGACAAGGAGGGAGAAGAUGAGGGUGCUGAAGAGGAAGGAUUGCCAGCUCUGCCCAUCCUUGCCAAGUUGGCCAAGAAAGAGCUAGCCACAGGGCCUGGCCCAGCCCUGCCUCGAAGCCUGUCCCACUGGGAGAUGAGUCGGGCCCAGGAGACAGCAGAACUCCUGGAUGCAGCUCCAGCAGCCAGUGUGGGACCCAGAAGAAGGGGGCGAUGGGCUCAGCCAGGUGUGCAGCUGAGUGUUCGCUCUAUGCUUGACCUGCGGCAGCUGGAGACCCUGGCCCCAACCCCUCAGAGGCCUAGCCAGGACUCACUAACCAUGCCCCGAUCUGGAGCUGGGAAACAUGGCCAGCAGGCCACUGAGGCCUCAUGUGCCAGCCAGAAUGCAAAGUCUCCUCGGCUUCAGGCUUCUCAGCCCUGUUCCUGCCCCCGCAUUAUCCAGUUGUUGUCACAAGAGGAAGGGGUCUUUGCCCAAGAUCUGGAGCCUUCACCCAUUGAAGAUGGAAUUGUGUACCCAGAGCCUAGUGACAGCCCCACGAUGGAUACCAGCAGUGAGUUCCAGGUGCAGGCCCCAACCCGAGGAACCCGGGGAAGAGUGUACCCAGGCAACAGGGGCUCAGAAAAGCACAGCCCUGAUAGUGCCUGCUCUGUGGAUUAUAGCAGCAGCCGCCUUUCUAGCCCUGAGCACCCCAAUGAAGACUCCGAGAGCACAGAGCCCCUGAGUGUGGAUGGCAUCUCCUCAGACCUGGAAGAGCCAGCCGAGGGUGAUGAAGAUGAAGAAGAGGAAGGAGGCGGUGGCCCCUUUGGGCUCCAGGAAGGCAGCCCUCGUACCCCAGAUCAGGAGCAGUUCUUAAAACAGCACUUUGAGACACUGGCCAAUGGGGCUGCUCCAGGAGGCCCGGUGCAGGUCCCAGAGAGGACAGAGUCUCGGAGCAUCUCUUCACGAUUCCUCUUGCAAGUGCAGACACCCCCUCACAGAGAACCGUCCCCAUCUUCUUCCAGCCUGGCAGUGAUGUCGAGACUUGUUCAGGUACCACAGGCAUCUGGUGAGCAGCUGAGAAGCAGUGGUGCCAGUCCCCUGGGAGCACCCCUGGAGGUGGAACCAUCCUCUGGCAACCCUGGUUCCCAUGAGGCAGCUCCUGUGCUAUUGCCUCGCCGUCGUCACAACCCAGACAGCAGCCGGGUCCCCAAGAGAGUGGCCACAGCCAGCCCCUCAGCUGGACUCCAGAAAGCCCAGUCUGUGCACAGUCUGAUGCCACAGGAUGAGGUACCUGCAUCAGGGCCCCUGCUCUCACAGGAGAGGGAGACCCUGCCCCAGGCUGAUGGACGUCCAUCUCGGCCGCACUCCUUCCAGAGCCCCACCACCAGUUCUGUGGCCAAGAUGGCCCACAGUAUUUCUGUUGGGGAGAACCUGGGCCUAGCAGCUGAACCUCAGGCUCCUGCUCCACUUCGAGUCUCACCACUCAGCAAGCUAACCCUGCCCAGUCGAACUCAUCUGGUCCUAGACAUCCCCAAACCACUGCCUGACCGCCCUACCCUGGCCACAUUCUCACCUGUAACCAAAGGCUGGGCCCCUGGUGACACAGAGCAGCCUGGCUCCCUAGCAGGCCUAGGAAAAGCUCACAUUCCACCUGAGAGGCAGGCCUGUGUGGGGGAGGGUACCACUCCCAAGCCGAGGACAGAGUGCCAGGCUCAUCUUGGGCCCAACAGCCCUGGUGCCCAGCGACUGCCAGUCAGCAGCCUCCUCCGACGCCCUGAGAACUUGCAGCCCCCACUCCCUGAGAAGACUCCCAACCCUAUGGAAUGCACCAGGCCAGGGGCAGCCCUGAGCCAGGACUCAGAACCAGCCAUGAGCCUGGAGCAAUGUGAACAACUUGUGGCCGACCUCCGAGGGAAAGUGCACCAGGCCGUGGGGCUCUACCGCUUGGUGGCCGGCUGCAAGACACCCUCAGCGGAACAGAGUCGAAUCACUCGGCUCCUCAGAGACACCUUCUCUUCAGUGCGGCAGGAGCUAGAAGGCCUGGCUGGGACUGCACUGUCCAGCCCAGGCAGCAGUCCUGGGGCUGUGGGAGCUGAGCAAACACAGGCCCUGCUGGAGCAGUACUCAGAGCUGUUGCUUCGAGCUGUGGAGCGGCGCAUGGAACGCAAACUCUGAGCUCCGGAGCCUGUCCCAAGUGAACACUCCCCAUUCCAAACUGGUUCCUCCUCUACUCACUGUAACCUGCGUGAUGCUUGGAGUGGACGGAGGGGCCAGCACUCAGUGGGGAAGCAGCUUUCCCAGCUGCUCCUCAUGGGGCCCUGUAUUUAUUAAUUUAUUUCCCUGACUGUGGCCUCAAUUCCUUGGAACUCCUGCCUCCACAGCCCCUGCAGGUGGCUCCUGGCAGGCAGAGGUCUUGAGUCUUUGUCAUCUUGGUGCUGUGAAGGGUAGGAGGGCAGCCUGCCCCUUCUGAGGGAUGCCGGGAAGGGCUGGCCCUCUCUUCUUAGAAGCCAUUUGAAAUUACUUCAGGGAUCAGCUCAUAAACAGGGUACUCCAUGGGGUAGAGGUGGGCGGUAAUGUGGUACUCAGUGCCACUAGCCAAAGGUGUGCCUUCACCUCUACUCCCACUCCCGUCCCACACAGCUGCAUGCUGCUGGCUCCCAGAGCAGGCUUUAUUUCUCCCAGCUCCUGGCAGCUCACCCCAGCCAUCAGGAGAGGAGUUGCUAUCAGGACCUGAGCCCCCACAUUCCACUCCCUUCAGCUCCUGAGAGCCCCUCCCCUCCUGGCUGGAGCCUGUGGAGCCAGCUGUGGGAUGUUGCUGCAGGACAGUAAAGCCCUCUGCUGGGCAGACACAAGCCGGCUUCUAGCCUUUCCUCAGCCCCUUAGCCUUCCUUAUCCUCCUGUCUUGGUCCCCAGUGAAGCCAAGGGCCACUGCAUCCCAAAUGACAUUGUCAGAAGCUUGGGUGGACUUCCCCUCGUGCUUUAGAGGCAGCCAACCCACCUGAGUACCUUGGCUGUGGGUGAAAUUAGUCCUCCCCACACAGCUGGGUGCUCAUUCUGGAGUACUUGGUUGGCUGUUGUGCCUGGGCCUCUCACAUUCUGCUUCAGCUUUACCACCCUGCCUGGCUUAGUGGAACUAUCAAGGCACAGAACGGAGUGAAACACUAAACCCAAAACACUGAUUCAUAGUGGCCCACAAACACCUACCUGGUCCUGGUAGAGUUAAUCUCCACAGAAGCAGUGCUGGCAAGGAGGGAGGCACAGGGGCCAAGAGACAGUGGCAGGUGGGAAGUGGCACAGGGAAGUGGCAGAGGUGAGGGGACAGAUUAGCAUUAAAGGGGCAGUUGUUAGGGAUGAAGGGAAGGAGAGGGCAUAGUAGGCCUGCAGGGUAGGACUAGGCAGCCAGCAGAUGGUGUAGUCAGGAUGAAGAACGUGUCUCUGGGCCCCCUGCUUCCCUCUGCCCCACGACAGCUGGACCACUGUGACCAUGGGUUCAGGCCCCACAACCCUGCAUGCACUCAGGCAUCGCCAUAGAUGCUAUGAA
Messenger RNA from Fukomys damarensis (Damara mole-rat), 6386 nucleotides. It is a transcript of the gene Mapkbp1, whose product is annotated as mitogen-activated protein kinase binding protein 1. The transcript has 30 exons. Lineage: Eukaryota; Metazoa; Chordata; Mammalia; Rodentia; Bathyergidae. The record is from RefSeq and is a predicted model, not a curated record. Gene Ontology annotation, molecular function: protein binding. The coding region runs from base 524 to 5020 and encodes 1498 amino acids.